Catharus ustulatus (Swainson's thrush) is the source of this 366-nucleotide messenger RNA. Its product is annotated as claw keratin-like. Gene Ontology annotation, molecular function: structural constituent of cytoskeleton. The transcript has a single exon. Lineage: Eukaryota; Metazoa; Chordata; Aves; Passeriformes; Turdidae. The record is from RefSeq and is a predicted model, not a curated record. The coding region runs from base 1 to 366 and encodes 121 amino acids. Gene Ontology annotation, cellular component: intermediate filament.
AUGUCCUGCUCCAGCCUGUGCGUGCCCAGCUGCGGGGUGGCCACCCCGGCCCCUCUGGCUGACACCUGCAACGAGCCCUGCGUGCGGCAGUGCCCCGACUCCACGGUGGUGAUCCAGCCCCCGGCCUCGGUGGUCACCUUCCCCGGGCCCAUCCUCAGCUCCUUCCCGCAGCAGAGCAUCGUGGGCUCGGCAGGAGCUCCCUACGUCGGAGGCGGCUUCGGCGGCUCCUCUGGACGCCGUGGGGGCUAUGGGGGCUUUGGGGGCUCCGGGGGCUAUGGGGGCUAUGGAGGAUUUGGGGGUUAUGGAGGCUUCGGGGGCAGCUGCGGCGGUUCCAGGUCCUUCGGGGGCUCCUGCGGGCCCUGCUAA